AUGCCCGCGGAUCGUUUUCGAGACAAGUUAUUUCCAAUAGGCAUUGUUCCUGCAAAAGUCUUGAAAUACGGCCACUGGGUGCCAGAGGAAGAUGAACAACUCCAUGAACUGGUCGAACUGUUUGGUCCAAAAAAUUGGGAGAAAUUGGCCGUUUACCAUUCAACUCGAAACGGCAAACAAAUGAGAGAACGAUGGCUAUCUUAUGCAAAGAACGGAGCGGUUAACAAAGGACCCUUUACGGCCAAAGAAACCGCCAUUAUCUGCUAUCUGCAUUUGGUGAAGAGAGUUGGAUGGGCACAUAUUGCAAAAGCACUCAACACUGGACGUCCGCCAAACACAUGCAAGAAUCAUUAUCACAACUAUAUUAGCAAACGUGCUCGGGAUCCAUCAUUUGUUGAGAGAUGUGCACAAAUAUAUGACAGAGAGGUCGUAUGGCCGUCAUUGUCAAGAGCGGAAAAAUCGAUCAAAAAACUUGGCGAAUUUGAUAGAAUGUCGACCGGGAGGCCAAAGUUUCAGUCGAGGACGUCUUAUGACAUUAAAGGAAAGAAGACUGACAGAAUGGAGACUGCCUUGAGGGAGAAAGAGAAGGGAAACGAAUUCUUCAUGAAAGGAAACUAUGCAAAGGCAAUUGAAUAUUACACGAAAGCUAUGGAACUUGACCCAAAAGAGCAUACGUUUCCUAUAAACCGUGCAAUGGCUCAUCUCAAGCUCAAAAAAUAUGCCGAAGUAGAACGUGAUUGUACAAUCGGAUUGAAAUUGCAUCCUAACAAUGCGAAAGCGUUUUGGCGACGGGGCGUAGCAAGGAGAGAACAAGGGAAACUUGGUGAAGCCAAGCAAGAUCUUCAGCACGCCCUCGAUCUAGAACCAAACGAGAAUUCAAUAAAAGAAGAGUUGGCCAAAGUCAUUGACGCUUUGAAACAGACUCAGCAACCAUCAGCGGUUCCGCUCGUUGAAUCAGAUCUAAAAUCAAAAGCUGCGCCAGUUCCUCGGAGAAAACGAUUAGACAUUGAAGAAGUUGAGACUGACGACUUUGGUGAUGACCCUCUUGUUGAUGGCAAAGCAAAUGAUGAUACCAAGGGGGUUGUAGAAGCAUUAGUGGAAAAGAAAGACGCCAAAGUCACAGACUCAAAGGCGUCCAAAAGCGACGACGUUGAUCAGAUGCACAAAGUAACUCUUACCGAGACGAAAGUAGACAUGGCAAAAAAGCCGCAACGACGAAAUGACUUUCGCAUUCCGAAAACAAUACUCGAGUUUCAACAUGAUUGGUCACAAUAUUCUCAAUCUGAUGAUGAUUUGUACAAGUACAUAAAGGCCAUUCCACCACAAAAACUUUCUAAAAUUCUUGGUGUAUUCCUCGAGACCGAAUACCUUGCUAGUAUAGCACGCAUACUAAGGGAUAAAUAUGAUGAUGCAAAGGAUAUAUAUGAUGUUCUGUAUUGGCUGAGUAAAACCGAUAGGCUUUCGAUCGCAGCAUCGCUGCUAAAGCCCGACGACAGCAAAGUAUUGAAGGAUGUUUUUGAACGAUUAAUUGCAAAAGCAAAUGAUAUUGGAAUGCAACGAGAUGAUAUUAUGCAAUUAUCAAAAUCUUUUAAAAUCUCUAUUGGAUGA
This is a messenger RNA of Paraglomus brasilianum, 1608 nucleotides long. The record is from the annotation of a GenBank genome assembly. NCBI's taxonomy places the organism in Eukaryota, Fungi, Glomeromycota, Glomeromycetes, Paraglomerales, Paraglomeraceae.